Messenger RNA from Ramularia collo-cygni, 543 nucleotides. RefSeq lists its product as uncharacterized. The coding region runs from base 1 to 543 and encodes 180 amino acids. NCBI's taxonomy places the organism in Eukaryota, Fungi, Ascomycota, Dothideomycetes, Mycosphaerellales, Mycosphaerellaceae. The record is from RefSeq and is a predicted model, not a curated record. The transcript has a single exon.
AUGCCUCCUGGGAGACUCGUCGGACUGCUCGUCGACCUGAAGGACAGCAGACCGAUCACCAUCUCCUCAAUACGUGCGUUGAGCAGUAGCGGCCACCCCAUCGACCGCAACGGCGCAUAUAAGAAACGCAAAAUUGAACCUACAAUAGAAGUGAAGCCGGGCACGAGUUUCACUUUGGCGCAGCUGAAGGAAUGGGAGAUGGUGAGCAAGGCGAAUAAGAAAAAAGCCGCUCGGCAGGCGGCGGAAAAGGCAGACAAGAAGAAGGCAGACAAGAAGAAGGCUUCCCACAAGGCGGCGGUAAAAGCCGACAGGAAGAGAGGUCCUCGCGAAACCGUGGUUGUCACAUGCUACCGCCGACCACCGCAGCCGCCUACGAUGGUGAAUAGGUAUUUGCUGCAUGGGUUCGAGAAGGAGUGGAAGCUACUGCAGGAGGCUGCGUGGGCAGAGGAACCACCACAACGCGGGGGGAAGACUUGGGAUACGGUCGAGGAUUGGACGAGGAAGGUGUGUGAUGCUCUUGAGCUUUGGGCUGAUGAUGCUUGA